GGGGGAGGGGGCUGGAGGGGCAGUGACACCACCGAUCAGUGUCAGCGGAGGAAAACGGACUGAGAGGCAGAAGGAGGUUCACUUACCCCGGUGGUUCCAGCAGACUGCUCCAGUGGACGUGUUCAGACCUGGUUUAUUAUUGAAAUCACCUGAGGAUCGGCUAACUGUUCAGGAUGUCUGGGAAGGUCGGUGCCGAGGAGCUGGAGGAGAUCAGGGAGGGCUUCAAGAAAGUCGAUUUGGAUGGGAAUGGUUACAUUAGUGCCUCUGAACUGGGCGCCCUGUUCCGAGAGGUGGGCUGUCCGUUACCUGGAUACCAACUACGAGAGCUCCUCCAGAAGCUGGAUCGAAACAAUGACAGCAAGAUCAGCUUUGAGGAAUUCACGGCUAUCUUCCAGGAGAUGAAGGAUGACCGCAUGGCUCAGGGUUUCAGGAAAGCUCUCAACAAGAAGGAAGGAAUCGUGGCCAUCGGGGGUACCAGUGAGAUCUCCAGUGAGGGAACUCAACAUUCCAUCUCUGAACAGGAGCGCUUUGCCUUCGCCAACUACAUCAGCACAGCUUUGGAGAAGGAUGAAGACCUUAAGCAUGUUCUGCCCAUCAACCCCACCACUGGAGCUCUGUUUAAAGCCUCAGCAGAUGGCAUUUUGCUCUGUAAACUGAUCAACCUGUCGGUUCCUGACACCAUCGAUGAGAGAACCAUCAACAAAAAGAAGCUGACACCUUUCACCACGCAGGAGAAUCUAAACUUGGCUCUGAACUCAGCCUCAGCCAUUGGCUGUCAGGUGGUGAACAUCGGGGCUCAGGACCUGAAGGAGGGCAAACCCCACCUGGUGCUUGGACUCCUCUGGCAGAUCAUCAAGAUUGGAUUGUUUGCGGAUAUAAAGCUGAGCCGCAACGAAGCUCUCGCCGCAUUGCUGGAGGAGGGGGAGAGUCUGGAGGCGCUGAUGAAACUCAGUCCUGAAGAGCUGCUGCUGCGUUGGGUCAACUUCCAUCUGAAGAAAACUGGCAUGACCAUAUCCAACUUCUCUGGAGAUAUUAAGGACUCCAAGGCCUACUUCCACCUGCUGGAGCAGAUAGCUCCAGACGGCACCAAAGAGGGCGUUCCUCGGGUGGAGAUUGACAUGACUGGUCUCUAUGAGAAGGACCUUAAAAAGAGAGCAGAAUGUUUGCUGAAACAGGCCGAGCUGCUGGGUUGCCGACAGUUCGUGUCCGCUACUGAUAUUGUGACCGGCAAUGCCAAACUCAACCUGGCCUUUGUGGCCACUCUCUUCAACAAACACCCGGCUCUCACCAAACCAGAGAACCAGGACUGGACCGUGGAAGGUGAGACUAGGGAGGAGAGAACCUUCAGGAACUGGAUGAAUUCUCUUGGAGUCAAUCCACAUGUUCACCAUGUCUACGGAGAUCUGCAGGAUGCCAUAGUAAUUCUGCAGCUGUAUGAAAAGAUUAAGGUGCCAGUGGACUGGAACCAUCGGGUCAACCUUCCUCCCUUCAAAGGAGUGGGAGGAGGACAUUUAAAGAAGAUUGAAAACUGUAACUAUGCGGUGGAGCUGGGAAAGAAGAAAGCUGGCUUUUCUCUGGUAGGAAUCGGCGGUCAGGAUCUGUACGAUGGAAACCCGACUCUCACACUGGCCCUAGUGUGGCAGCUGAUGAGGAGGUACACGCUAAAUGUUCUGGAAGACCUCGGACACGGAGAAGUAGCUGGAGACGACCUGAUCAUUUCAUGGGUCAACAAGACUUUGGCUGAGGCUGGAAAGAGUUCUUCUUUCAAAAGCUUUAAAGACAAAUCGAUCAGCACCAGCCUUCCAGUUCUGGACCUGAUCGAUGCCAUUCAGCCACAGAGUGUGAACUUUGACCUGGUGAAGAGAGACAGUCCUUCAGAUGAAGACAAGCUGAACAAUGCCAAGUAUGCCGUCUCCAUGGCAAGGAAGAUCGGUGCAAAAGUCUAUGCUCUGCCUGAAGACCUGGUAGAAGUCAACCCCAAAAUGGUGAUGACCAUGUUCGCGUGCCUGAUGGGGCGGGGCAUGAAGAGGGCUUAGCAGUGCAACACACACACACACACACACACACACACACACACACACACACACACACACACACACACACACACACACACACACACACACACACACACACACACACACACACACACACACACACACACACACAGUUUGAUCCAUGUUUAGUGGGCUUCCUUUCAGAUGAAUCAAACAUGUUGAUGUGAGGAAUUUUAUUCAGUUACAUUUUUCUUCGGAAUAAUCAAACAAAAUAAAGUUAUUCAGCUUUUAAAAUCUCAUUUUUACAGUGGAGCUGUAUGUUGGUUGCAGUGCAUGCUGGGGAAAUCCUCACCUGUGGUUGUGUAAAGAAGCAUCCUGAAUCACACACAAUAUUUGGCAAUUUUUGGUCUAGUUUGUGUGACGGGCCUUUCCCCUCAUUUUUAUCUCUGCUUUCCAUUACUGACUCGGUUGUCUCAGCUGUUCUCGUGUCCUGCUGAACACAACAUAGUUUCUUCGUUAGCCGGGACAGUUGGAGGUUUUUAAAAUCUGUACUCUAAGUUUAUUCUCUGUCUUAUGUAAGCUUUAUAACAAAACACAAUAAACUUUGGGUAACUACAUUAUAAUGCAUUGAGCUAUUUUUGUGAGACAUCAAGGAAAAACCUGUAAACACAAAUAAAAACUACAAACCCUG
Molecule: messenger RNA, 2685 nt
Organism: Nothobranchius furzeri (turquoise killifish)
Lineage: Eukaryota; Metazoa; Chordata; Actinopteri; Cyprinodontiformes; Nothobranchiidae
Product: plastin-2
Biological process (GO): actin filament bundle assembly; actin filament network formation
Cellular component (GO): actin filament; cytoplasm; actin filament bundle
Molecular function (GO): actin filament binding; calcium ion binding
Source: RefSeq, a predicted model, not a curated record